AUGCCGCGCCGAACGGUGCUCCAGGGCGUGGCGCUCCUGUUUGCCAUCGCCGCAUACGGGGCGAGCGUCAUAGAGGCUGCCGCCACCCACACAUAUUUGGACGAAGACAUCCAGCUCAGCGAAGUUUACGGCGGCCCACAUGGCGAUGCGUUCUCGGACAUGUCGUCAAUCAAACUAGGACAAACACUCAGCUCUAUCACAGUGCGAGGUGCUGCACGGAUAGACGCCGUCUCGACACACGUUGCGACGCCAGUUGAAGCGACUUGGGACCAUGGAGGCCGUGGCGGGACAGCAACUACGUUAGUGCUCGAUACAGACGAGUACAUCAACUCAAUGGAGAUUCACUGGGGCAAGAAGAAAUCCCAUAUUCGAGUCUUUUAUCUAAAAUUCACUACGAGUGACGCGCGAUAG
This is a messenger RNA of Phytophthora nicotianae INRA-310, 411 nucleotides long. RefSeq lists its product as hypothetical. NCBI's taxonomy places the organism in Eukaryota, Oomycota, Peronosporomycetes, Peronosporales, Peronosporaceae. The record is from RefSeq and is a predicted model, not a curated record. The transcript is spliced from 2 exons. The coding region runs from base 1 to 411 and encodes 136 amino acids.